This is a messenger RNA of Parasteatoda tepidariorum (common house spider), 1272 nucleotides long. RefSeq names its product U5 small nuclear ribonucleoprotein 40 kDa protein. Gene Ontology annotation, molecular function: RNA binding; protein binding. NCBI's taxonomy places the organism in Eukaryota, Metazoa, Arthropoda, Arachnida, Araneae, Theridiidae. Gene Ontology annotation, cellular component: catalytic step 2 spliceosome. The record is from RefSeq and is a predicted model, not a curated record.
AACCGUUUUUAAACUGUAACCGUUAUACUGUUUGUUUACAUCUGUUCUCACUGUUGCAGACAAUAUAAUUUUCUAAUUUUUUUAAUUUAAUUAACGAUUUUAAAUUUCUUUAACUGAUUUAAAAACAGAUCCAACAUGCCUGAAAAGAGAAGUGCAACCGAUGGUGUUAUGGUGCCUUUUAAAAAGCCAAGAACCGACGUAAUUCCUGGAAUCAAUGAUGGUCCUGAGCCUGCGGGGCCUCACAGAUCAUCAAAUCUUCUUGCUCCAAUUAUGCUUCUUACGGGUCACCAAGGAGAAAUAUUUUGUGGUGCAUUUCAUCCAGAGGGGAAUUUUUUAGCUUCAGGAGGCUUUGAAAGAGAUAUAUUUUUUUGGAACGUGUAUGGUGAAUGUGAUAAUGUUGCUGUAUUGCCAGGACAUACAGGAGCUGUUUUGGAUCUGAAAUUUUCUACAGAUGGCAGUUUUCUAUUUUCUGCAUCCACUGAUAAGACGGUCAGUAUUUGGGAUGCUGAAGUCGGAGUACGUAUUAAGAAGCUUAAAAGUCACACUUCUUAUGUAAACAGUUGCAGCCCAGCACGCAGAGGACCACAACUUAUUUGUAGUGCAAGUGAUGACUGUACUGUUAAAGUGUGGGAUGCAAGAAAAAGAGGGACAUUGCAUUCUUUUCAAGAUACUUAUCAAGUUACAGCUGUAACUUUCAAUGAUACUGCUGAACAAGUUAUAUCUGGUGGUAUAGAUAAUGUAAUAAAGGUCUGGGAUAUGAGAAAAACAGGUGUUUUAUAUAAAAUGAUGGGCCAUACUGAUACAAUUACAGGCUUAGCAUUAAGUCCCGAUGGUUCAUACAUUUUGUCUAACUCAAUGGACAAUACUUUGAGAAUAUGGGAUAUUCGACCAUUUGCUCCUCAAGAAAGGUGUGUUAAAAUAUUCCACGGUCAUCAGCACAACUUUGAAAAAAAUCUUUUGAAAUGCAGUUGGUCCCAAGAUGGCCACAAAAUCACUGCUGGCUCGGCUGAUCGCUUUGUCUAUGUAUGGGAUACAGUUACAAGAAGAAUACUUUAUAAACUUCCGGGGCAUAACGGAUCAGUAAACGAAGUUAAUUUCCAUCCUAAAGAACCAAUAAUUAUGUCUUGUUCUAGUGAUAAACAAAUUUAUUUGGGAGAGAUUGAGGGAAGCUGAAGUCUUUGUCUUAUCGUAUUUCACAUUUGUAAAUAAUCAUUGUUGUAUUGUAAUGCUUUUGUCAAUUCUCUGAAAAUAAAAUAUUGAAAUUUUCAUAAA